GUAAAGGCUGGAGAGCCACCACAUGGAUCAGAAACAUCUCUUGGGGAAGUUGGCGCAAGCACACCAGAGUUGAUGUCGCUAACAUCUCGGUUGACCAAAGAUAUUCUGCUCUGUUGCCUGAGCUGUGGAACCAUGAGACCCAUAAGCUAGAGCUGAAGAAACUGGUUUUCUUACUACCCAGUACCCACCCUGAGCGUGCGCAACGAUGAUCUUCUCUACAUCAUGGCCAAGGUGGGUGGGGAACAUGACAAGGCCUGGGUCAUCGCCGUUGGCAUGAAAAGUGCGGUUGUGGAGGGACUAGCCCCUGUUUCGACCGGACGGUACUGCCCCAGUACAAUGUUCUCCCCAUGUGCCUUCCCGUUACCUCAACUACAUGACCCAAGGAAACAAGUCUGAAGAACCACUCGUUGGAUGUGAUGGAGGAAUCUUGGAAGAACAGGAAAUUCAAGCCGAGCACAGGAUAAGAGGGCCUGAGAUGGGCAAUCCAGUGGACAAAUACUUUAAGAGGAUGAAUGCUUCACAGUGUGCUCUGCAAGUGCUGUUGACUCAACGCUGGUUCAGGGAACUUGAUGAAUGGUUGGAUUCUCAGGGAUCAGCUUGCGAUGCAUACUGCAAAUCACUACCUUACUGGUGUCCAGCAUCAGCUCUGUGUUUUGAUAUUAAGGCAGUGGUAAACUAUGCUUCCUAUAAUGGUGAUGGAGAAGGUGCUUCCAUGGCUGUAGAUUCCUGCUUACGAGCUUUGGACGAUUUCUAUAAACUACUGAAGCAGUCACCUCUGAGUGAUCCAUCAACAACUGAAGCCAUGAAGCGUCAAAUCAUGGUUGCCCUUGGCUCUCUAGACAGCAUCUUGGAAUUUGUACCGCUAAACCGUAUGCCAAGGAGCAUACAGAAGGUGCUUGUAGAUGUCUGCCUGGAACAAAAAGAAAAAACACUAGUAUGUGAACACUGCGAGAAGCCAGGCCUUACAGAGGAUGAAUCUGACGAAUGGCGGCAAUGGGGAUCAGACUCGGGGGACGAAUCGGAUGAAUGGCAGCAAGGGUCAUCCGACUCGGAGGAUGAAUCUGAUGAAUGGCAGCGAGUGGGACCUGACUUGGAUGACUCCCUAGAGACCCUCGGGAAGAAGCAGGCACAGGUUCUGGAUCGCCGGUCGGGGCACUCGUGUUGGCUGUAUUUUGUUUGCUGCGUAUUGGUAGUGGUGGCCGCAAGAGCGUUGAGCCAUCCCACUUUAAUGUCAUAGAGCCAGUAUCUUGUUAUUCUCUCUCUUCUAGGAGCUCCUGUGCCGUGCAUGUAAAAAGGUAGUGUUCUGGAAACUAGUGUUAAAUGAGGUUAACAUCGGUGGUGGUUAAUGUAUUAGCAUUAUCCCUGUAGCUAAGUUCAUGUGCUGCUGCUUUUGUUCCUGUUCCUUUUCCUGAAUCAGAUAGAUUUGGUCUUGAACCUGAAGGACAUGU
Molecule: messenger RNA, 1448 nt
Organism: Triticum dicoccoides
Lineage: Eukaryota; Viridiplantae; Streptophyta; Magnoliopsida; Poales; Poaceae
Exons: 8
Coding region: 374-1237 (287 amino acids)
Source: RefSeq, a predicted model, not a curated record